GAUUUAGUAAGCAAUCCAAACCCAUCACCAAAUAACCUAAUCCGUGAAGAUAUUUUUAAUUGUUUGUUUUAUUUAAAGGAGUGCAGAUAUAUGUAUUUCUUACCAGCAGAAACAGAAAUGUGUUCAUAUGCUGUAUGCGGCAAUGGAUAAACAAAAAAAUUAAUUUCACCACAUUAGAUAUUUUGUGAACCUUUCUUUACCCAGAAUGAGUUGUCCUUCAAUGGAUAUAAUUAUGGAUGCUUUAAGCUUGCAGAAUGGCAGUUAUAUUGGCAGUUUGGAAUGUGGUAAUGAUUUGGACAAUUAAGAUUUAUGCAAUGAAAUUUUACAUGUAGGAGUUGGUGGCGGUCUCAGGUUCGCCAACAUAAAUCAAUAUAUUUCGACUCUGUUCAGGUACUGCCAAUGUUGUAGGUUAUAAUUGAAGACUAUGGAACAUUUUUUGGGGGGCAAGACACGGGUCAGAGGAAGAGAAUGUGAUAUCGUGAAUAUGAUUCGUCUGUUUUAUAAUGAAUGGCGUGUUAACUUAGGCCGAUAGUGUGUUAUUGUGAUGUCGGCAUGAAUUUUUUUCAUCCAUAUAAUACUGCCAAGUUUAUUUUAAAACUAAGUAUGUUAGUUUCUUUUUAUAUCCUACAUCGAUACCAGGCAGGGUAGCAUUGUUAUGGUUGGGUUUGACCCAGAAGCAAAGAAGAAAUUAAGCAAAGGAGAGCAUGGCAUGGCAGGAGCAAUUAGCGGUGGUCUUACAAGAUUUCUUUGUCAACCUUUUGACGUUAUCAAGAUUAGAUUCCAGCUUCAGGUUGAGCCACUUAGCCAUGCGUGCAGAGAAGCAAAGUAUUGGAGUGUGUCCCAGGCAGCACAUCGUAUUGUGAAGGAGGAGGGUUUUUCAGCUCUAUGGAAGGGGCAUGUCCCUGCUCAGGUGCUGUCUAUUGUGUAUGGGGUUGUACAGUUUGCAUCAUUUGAAGUCCUUACACAGCAGACCUGGUAUCUGUUGCCACAUUUCCGUGGAGAUGUUUAUCGUCCUGCAGUUCACUUUGUGUGUGGUGGCAUAGCAGGGACUUUGGCAACAGUGUUCUCCUUCCCAUCAGAUGUUGUUCGCACUCGCCUUGUGGCACAAGGUGAUCAAAAAGUGUACAGGAGUAUUCCCAAAGCCUUGACCACGAUUUACACUGCCGAAGGACCAAGAGCAUUUUUUAAGGGGCUGAGUCCCACCCUCAUACAGAUAGCGCCACAUACUGGCGCCCAAUUUGCAUGCUACAGUAUUCUGACAACUGUCUGGAAAGAUCUAGUACAGCCGAAAGGUGAAACAGAGGAGUAUGUGUAUGUUUCUGGGACGGGUUCCCUCGUAUGUGGUUCUCUGGCUGGCAUUGGUGCCAAGAUAUUUGUCUAUCCGCUUGACGUGGCCAGGAAACGGCUCCAGAUUCAGGGAUUUCAGCAUGGCAGGGUCGGAUUUGGCAAGGAUUUCACAUGUUCCGGUUUGCUGGAUUGCUUGUGGCGCACUGCCAGAGAUGAAACAGUGCUUGGCCUGUACAAAGGAAUGUGGCCGAGCAUCCUGAAAGCUGGCGUUACGACUGCAUUACAUUUUUGUAUAUACGAACAAGCAUGUCAGGCUAUUGCUGCGACCCACAGUUAAUGCCUGUAAGCCAUGUAGGGCACUCAAUUAAAAGAGGGCAUACUGUGUACGUGGUACAUGUUUAACAUUGAAAACACUUAGUAUAUCAAACAGUGUGUGAUUAUUUUCAAAGAAUGCUGUUAAUUUAUUUUUAAUAUGAGAGAUUUUAUUUUCUUGAAGAAAAGAGUGCAAGUACUAUAUACAGCUGUGUACUGCCAGAAAUGGAAGCACUGCCCACGAAAGUACACAUUUAUUGGGUUAUGCAUACACUUAACUUCAGAAUUGUUUGAUUUCUCUCCCAUAACCUUUUCACUGUUGUAACGUGACAGAACUUUGCCUGAACAGCUUCAUGCUGGGGACUUACCCUGUGAAUUGUUUUUAAGCUGUGUGAAAAGAAUAACUAAUAACAUUAAAGACAUUUAAGAAAGUCGUCUUCUGGGUUUAGGCACCGUGUAUUCUUCGUUUCGGCCGACGUUUCGGAGGAACGUAGCGCCUCC
Messenger RNA from Cryptotermes secundus, 2100 nucleotides. RefSeq names its product mitochondrial thiamine pyrophosphate carrier. The coding region runs from base 656 to 1624 and encodes 322 amino acids. Lineage: Eukaryota; Metazoa; Arthropoda; Insecta; Blattodea; Kalotermitidae. The record is from RefSeq and is a predicted model, not a curated record. Gene Ontology annotation, cellular component: mitochondrial inner membrane. The transcript has 7 exons. Gene Ontology annotation, molecular function: thiamine transmembrane transporter activity. Gene Ontology annotation, biological process: thiamine pyrophosphate transmembrane transport.